Messenger RNA from Kazachstania africana CBS 2517, 1140 nucleotides. RefSeq names its product multifunctional nuclease RAD27 (gene RAD27). Lineage: Eukaryota; Fungi; Ascomycota; Saccharomycetes; Saccharomycetales; Saccharomycetaceae. The transcript has a single exon. Gene Ontology annotation, molecular function: 5'-3' exonuclease activity; 5'-flap endonuclease activity; DNA binding. Bases 1 to 1140 code for a protein of 379 amino acids. Gene Ontology annotation, cellular component: cytoplasm; nucleus. The record is from RefSeq and is a predicted model, not a curated record.
AUGGGUAUUAAAGGUCUCACUGCUCUUAUAUCAGAAAAUGCUCCAUUAGCCACUCGUAGAAGUGAUAUCAAGGCUUUCUUCGGUCGUAAAGUCGCCAUCGAUGCGUCAAUGUCCCUUUACCAGUUUCUUAUUGCCGUCAGACAACAGGAUGGUGGUCAGCUCGCUACUGACUCCGGUGAAACUACUUCCCAUUUAAUGGGGAUGUUCUAUAGAACUUUAAGAAUGAUUGAUAACGGUAUUAAACCAUGUUAUGUCUUUGACGGUAAACCACCAGUUUUGAAAUCUCAUGAAUUAAGUAAAAGAACCGCAAGAAGAGAAGAAACGACUAAAAAAUUGGAUGAAGCUACCGAUAUCGCUGAAAAGAUUAAACAUGAGAGAAGACUAGUUAAAGUUUCCAAAGAACACAACGAUGAAGCCAAAAAAUUAUUAGAAUUAAUGGGGAUUCCUUACGUCAAUGCUCCAUGUGAAGCUGAGGCUCAAUGCGCUGAAUUAGCAAAAGUUGGUAAAGUCUAUGCUGCUGCAAGUGAGGAUAUGGAUACACUAUGUUAUAGAACACCUUACCUGGUAAGACAUUUGACUUUCUCCGAAGCUAAGAAAGAACCCAUCCAGGAAAUUAAUACAGAAAUUGUUCUACAAAGCAUGGAUUUGACUUUAGAGCAGUUUAUCGAUCUUGGUAUCAUGUUAGGUUGUGAUUACUGUGAAAGUAUCAGAGGUGUAGGUCCCGUCACAGCUUUAAAAUUGAUAAAAGAACAUGGCUCUCUAGAAAAAAUUGUCGAAUACAUCGAUAGUGGUGAUACAAAGACCAAAUGGAAGAUACCGGAAAAUUGGCCAUACAAAGAGGCUAGAGAACUAUUUUUAAAGCCAGAUGUCAUCAAUGGUAAUGACAUCACUUUGAAGUGGAAUCCACCAAAGGAACAAGAAUUAAUUGAUUAUCUUUGUAAAGAUAAAGGUUUCAGCGAAGAAAGAGUCAAAUCAGGUAUUAAAAGAUUACAGAAGGGUCUCAAAUCAGGUGUCCAAGGGAGACUUGAUGGAUUCUUUAAAGCUGUACCAAAGACAAAAGAACAAUUGGCCGCAGCAUCUGCAAAGGCUAAGGCCAACAAAAAGGCCAAUACAAAGGGCAAAAUCGGCAAGAGAAGAUAA